Messenger RNA from Cydia amplana, 435 nucleotides. Its product is annotated as chorion class high-cysteine HCA protein 12-like. The record is from RefSeq and is a predicted model, not a curated record. Lineage: Eukaryota; Metazoa; Arthropoda; Insecta; Lepidoptera; Tortricidae. The transcript has 2 exons. The coding region runs from base 106 to 381 and encodes 91 amino acids.
ACCUAUUUCUACAUUUCGUACUUAAUGGCAGUAUAAAAGGAUUUUCCAUUUGUAGGGAAUUCAUUCUAAUAUCUUUGUUUAAAGAAUAUUAGUGUUUCUUGUAAAAUGUCUCGCUUCGUAGUCCUCGCUAUCUUCGUCCAGGCUUGCCUGCUCCAGAUGGUUCUGAGCCAGAACUGCGGCUGCAACCAAAUCUCGUACGGCUGCAACCAAUACGGCGGCACCGGUACCGGCCAGGUGGGCGUGUCCGGCAACAUCGACGCGUGCGGCAACACAUGCGUGGUCGGCUCCGUGCCCGUGCUCGGCUCCGUCGACUUCGGCGGAUGCGUGCCCGCCCGCGGCUCCCUGUCCAUCUGCGGACAGUGCGGAUGCGGAUGCAAUUAAAUCAGGAUGCUGUUAUAGUGGAAUUGUCUUUUUUUAUUAAACGGCUCAUUACUU